ACUGCAUACUGCACAACAGUGGCAAGUGGAUGAAGUUAAGUCGUUUAAAAGUGGUGAAAAAUUAGUGAAAAACGUGAAAAAUUGGUGAAAAUGAGAAAACAUUUUGCUAUCGAGUGAAUACUAAUACGUUUCGACAUGGAUUCCAAAAAAGAUAUUUACAAUCUGUGGAUUCAAUACACGACGAAGAAUGAGGAGAUCUACUUCCGGCAGUUCGUUCAAGGAUUCGUCAGUAUCUGGCAAAGUCAGCUUCUGCUGGAUUUCGAUAACGUUCCGCGUUGGGCAUCUAUUUCUCCCGAUUCUGGACCACACCUGAAUCGACUUCCGGAGGAGUUGCUACCGGCAAUAGAAAAAUUUCUGAUCAUAGCCCGGGACAAGUAUGAAAAGACCUCCAGUGAUGGCGCAGACGAUGAGAAGGAUAAUGAAACGAUUAUGGAAAUUCAAUUAUUGGUACAAUGUCUGACAAUAAUAUGUCGUCACUUUGACAAUAUCGGAACGAUAAUCAAGUCAAGCUACAUAUCCAGUUGCGUUGCGAUUUCAAAUUCGAUUGUUGAUAAGUUGAAUGGAUCGGCAUCGUUCAGCACCGCACAACCCCAAUUCAUAAAAUGCUUCAGCAAUUUUCUCGAAGUGCUGUACGAUCCGUAUUUUACCUGGAGGAACUUUCUGCGUGGCGAAGUGGCCGAUUAUGCUAAACUUGGAUACAAGAUCUCCCCGAUGCAUGCCGAGAUAGUGCCAUUCAUAUACGAUUGUUUUCAAACGAAAAAGGUUUCCAAGAAUCCGGAAAUCGGUAAACAUUUGAUUCAUAUCCUAGGUGCAGUGAUAUCUGGAUCACAGGUUGCUCUUAUUAAUGAACCGAAUCAGAACAUUAAUUCUUAUCAUCUAAACUAUCCUACUGGUGACGGAAAUGCUAAUGUGGAUAACGGAUUGCGUGCCAUAAGUCCCGCCACGGUUACCAUAGUUAUGGAUGUUUUGUCCAAGUGGGAAAGUGAUUCGAGCUUACGCCAGCUCGUACUGCAAUGUUUCACCAUGAUGGCAAUCAUAUUGCAAAAGUCUAGUCCUGAACAGCGUCAAAUCGAUUUACUUACUAUUUUUCAACUGUAUAUGGGAGCCGUUCACACCUUACUGGAAACGGAGCAUUUCCUGCAGAAAACAUCGCCGGCAGAAAGUUUCGAGGUUUCGCCAAAUGAUGAUAAUUACAUUGACGUCGGGGCUCUGACUGCUAUUAUCGGAGUGAUAGAGCACUUCCUACCGGGGCACGUCAACAAGCAUGUACUGUGCAAUGCCAUGUUUGAAGCAAAAUUUAUACCCAGCCUAGUGCUGAUCCCGGAACGUGUUAAGUUCUGGCAUAUCGAUCAUCAAACAUUGGGCUCAACACUGGUCAGGAAUUUCCAUAAGCUUUGCAGCAGUUCUGAAAAAAUCCACUACAAUCUAAUGCAUACCAACAACGUGAACGUUUUGUUCGAUGGAUUGAAACUUUUCGGGCGACCGUCUCACGAUUUGGUAUGCGAUUGUUUGUACUUUGCCUUCGAGGGAGGCGAUUACCAUAGUUUGAACGCUCGAAUCGUUAUCAAGCUGGUGGAGUGGAUACCUGCGAUGGCUGAAGCGGAACAAAACUACAUCAGUGACGUACUGCUAAAGAAGUGUUCGGCCAGCAUUCAAAGCAAACAUUCAAUAUCGGAGCAACGGAUGAUUAAGUGUAUCGUAGAUUACUGCCUGGAAGAUCAAAAUAAAUUGUCAGCAAAGUGCGCUGUAAACUUGCUUAAAUUGAUAGAGGAACUCGCCAAGCAUAGUAUCCACCCGAUUGAGCUGAAAUGUCUUCUCCGGUUGCUCAGGAACGAUGCUAGCUUUGAAUAUAGAAAACAGUUACUGGAAGUCAUUCUGAAGGUUUCUCAAUAUAGACUGUCACUUGGAGUUACCCCAAUAGAGUAUCUGGAUAUCCAAGGUAACACAAAUGGCAUUACAAUUCCCGAAAUACGUAAAUGGGAUACCGCCCAUGGAUUUGUGUUUCAUGCUUGGGUUCGACUUGAUAAAGACGUAGAACAUUUUAACGACGCGGAAGGCAUUAAUCUGCAAAACUAUCGCAGACAUUUAUUCAGCUUGACGACGAAUUUCGGAACCGGGUAUGAAUUUUUCAUCCAGAAAAACGGCAAUUUUGUGGUUAGUGUCAUAACAAAAAAGGAAUUUUUCACCGCAACCGCUCAGUCGACCCACUUGCUGGAUGGUCGAUGGCAUUCGAUUACUGUAAGCGUAAUUCCACCGAAGAGAUUGUUUUCAUACCAUCAGAUCAACGUUUAUAUAGACUCGGUGCAGAAACUUGGAUCAACGAUGAAAUAUGCAGCAUUUGCCGAGCUAUUCCAUUACUGUGCCAUUGGUGCUCCGUACAACAAUGUUCGGAAGGUAUCACAUACUUCCCAUCUGUCGAACACGGCUCGCAUGGCAUCGUCACCGGAAAGUACGCCUCCUCCCGUCGAGAGAGACGAAAAACCUAAAGGUGGCCUAUUUCCCAGCUUAAUGGAGAAAACCUUCUUCCCUGGAAUAGUGUCACAGGUCCCGAGUUACUUCACUCUGCCUGCGCGCCAGUCUUCUACAUCGUUGGACCCGAGUGUGAAAUCCUAUCCGAUUGGAAUGCAGGAUCUAGUGUUUGGUGAAGCUAUCAGCCUUAAAGGACAGCUGGGCAGUGUUCUGCUGGCUGACACAAACAUAAGCCUGAAAAGCUUAUUCGAAGCUGGCCCUAGCAUUGCCAACGUACUCGCUACGGAUAUGAUCGAAUCGUUCGACAUGGCUUCCAAGUUUGUGUUUUGCUUUUCUCCGAGCGCAUGCUACGACGGAUUGUGUUUAGAUCUUGCUCCAGGAAAUCAGUACAAUGGCCACGUGGUAGCCAACGUAUCCAGUAUAUUGUCAAUUCAGAAUGCCAUCAAUGGAGUGGGAGGCAUGAUGGCUCUGUUACCAAUUUUGGAUAACAUUUGUAAAAUUCCCGCAUGCGAUAUCCCUACAUCGGAUGAACUGCUGCCAUUAACGCCGGUGGCAUCACCCACUGCCACGAGGGAAGAUUAUUUCAGCGACUGGGAAGUACUGCAGCCAAAUUCACUGACAGAAAACAAGAUCAUACAGAAUCCCAUAGCUUGUUUCAUUUGUUUGGUGAGAAAUUUUAUCCACGGCAACGAUCUAAACAAAGAAAGCUUCCUUAAGAAUGAAGGCAUUUCCCUCGUAAGCCAGCUGCUGCAGUCGUGUAACGAAGCGUGGUUUGAUGUAAAUGUCCUGAUGGCAGUACAAUUGUUGAUCGAAUCAAUUCAAAAUGAGAUGCCCUCUGCCAAUAUGGACCUACUGCAUGUGCUCUAUAAAGAUUUGGUGUUCAACUUUCGAAUCUGGUCGAGGGCGCAAUUCCAGAUUGUCAUCGGACACAUUCAGUACAUCAGUGCCAUCAUCAAAGAUGAUAGGAAAUAUUUUCGCAAACACUUCGGAACGCAAUUUCUGCUGGAUGUGGUCCAGGAGUUUUUCGCCGGCAGUUGUACCCUUCCAGCACAGGAUGCCAAAAUGGUGCGGGAUUCAUUGUUGAGGAUACUUCGGUAUUAUAUUCAAAAGGAAGUUAACAUUAAGGAGAUUUCCUCGCUGCUUAUAUUUUUGACGACAGUCAAGUCGGAGCCGGUUGUGGUGGAGAUCAUUGAAAUGCUAACAGCCCUCAUUGAAGGAAAGCACGUCAAGGAUCAGAUCUUCCUGUUGAUGUACGAACCACACAUGGCAGAAGCUCUGUAUUCUCUAUUCACGGAUCGCCACUUUGGCAGCGAUGUUCAUGUACGGCUGCUAAAAUUCAUCAGCGGAAUGCUAAAUACCAAAAGAAUCUCCAGCAAACACAAAGCAGCACUACGACUUUAUGAAAGUUCAAUCGAAUGCAACAGUUUGUAUCCUGGUUUGUUUUCGUUCAUGAUACCGUUCGAUUUGGAACCGGAUGUGAUACUUGGUUUGCUAGAUUUAAACCUUUGUUUAGAUUCUGAAAUGGGAUACGCUGGGGCAUUGUGCUUGAUCUAUCAUGCUAAUUUGUCGAGUUUAUCAUUGAAACUGGAGAUCGCCAAAAGGCUAAUGACCAGUACAUUUACCAAAGCAAAAUCACCUCAAAUGAUUGCCAAACAAGUGGGAUGGCAGGAAUCGAUUGCUCGGUUGUUGAUCAAGAAACCUGUUGAAAAUCGAUCCCUUUCGGAGAAAGAAAAUGAAAAGAGACAAAUUUUGACUGAUAUAGAAGAAAUUGUUAAACUGGAGAGUGAGUCAUCGAUUGGUGUGGGUCAAAAUGAUUUGAUUGUUUUCGACGAUGAGACUAUGGAACUGAAAGCUCAGGAAACCCCAAAACAACCAAACUCGUUUAUGACGGAAGCAGCGUCCGCGAUUGAAAACGAGAUUAAAGAAUUAGCCGACAGUGUACAGGAGGCCGUGGUUGACAAUAUCACAUCGUCGAUAACUUCGGUUUAUUCGGCACUCAGACAGAAAACUUACGAUAUACAGGAUACGUUGGAAUCCUUAACGCUGAGUUUCGAGGAAGCUUCCGGUAGAAAGAAAAAUUCGUCCUCCUUUUCCAGUAGCAGUGAUGAGAAUGUUUCUUUGGAUGAAUCAUUAGCAGUGUCGUCCAUGCGAGAUGAUACCCAUUCGACCAGAAGUGCUGAUGAUUUAAACAGUAGUGCUACCGUUGGAACCGAUGAUCCUAAUCUGAAGUGUUCUGAAGAUAGUGAUGAAGAAAAUUUAGUGUACCUUGUGUCGAAUAUAUUGUUUACCAUUUUGUGGCGUGGUGUAGAAAAUUCUAAUGAUUCGUGGAAGGAACGGGGACAAGUAAUGGCAUGUAUAAAUCUGAUAGCGCUGAAUAACGAGUUGUACUGUUCUCAUUUAAGUUUGAGGCUUCGGAUUCUUGAAAUGGGUGUGCAAGCAGCUCUAAUCGAUUUGGGUGAAAAUGCGCAGCUAGUCGUGACGCAUCAGCAAAAUGCAGCUCAAUUACUAAGGCUCGCGUAUGAUUUAGUAGUGCUCGAUCCGAAUGAAGACGACUCGAAAAAGUGCUCGACUAAAUUGUUAGAUGGAGUGCUAUCACUGUUAGAUAUCCUGAUGGUGUUUCAGCAAAGCAGCUCAGACGAUUGGUCUGAGAUGUCCCAUUUGUGUUUAGGUUUGCUACUGAAGUGUUCGCAUAAUCCAAACUCGGACAUUGUAGCAAUGGCUACUGCCAAAUUGCAUGCGCUGCUGCAAAAUCGUAUAAAUCAAGAUCCCGCGGAAAUUGGAUAUUUGUUGUAUAGUUUAAAUCAAGCCAUCAGUAGUGCAAUAGAGGUGGGCAACUCCGAACAGUAUUCGUUUUUAAUUCCUGUGUUGAAAGCGUUGUUGGAAAAGUCAAGAAUGGCUAUCGGAUUGACGACCAGUGCACCGGAUCUACCUUCCACGUCCUCGGGACCUAUCUUCUUCCAAAACUUUCAAAUGUACUGUACGAGUAAGCAGUGGACCACAUACAUUGAUAAGAAGAUUAAGCCACUGUACAGCACCUACCAGAAAGACUUAUCCAACUCGCUGUGGGAGCCGUUGAAUACAUUUUGGGCCGAGUGCUACGAGUCGUGUAAAUUUUCGUCUCAGCGUCGCGCCAAGCUGCAGAUGGAGAGCCGUCGGAAGUUCCAGGAGAAAAUAUUGAUCCCAUGCCGAAUACGGCAGUCGGAGGAACUUGCACGAAUCAACGUGCAGCAGACUCAGCGCAAGGCUAAAGAUGCACACAUUGACCGUAGGUGGCGUAUAUUGAAGCGGUUUUUGUACGGACCGAAGGGAGCGUGGGCCAAACUUUCUACAGAGGACGAAUAUUGGCGCCUUUCACAUCACGAGAACAUCGUUCGCAUGCGACUUAAGUUGGAGCCCGACCUGAACCACGAUCCACAUACUGCCGCCUCCAAUAUGCGGGACAACACGACUAGUACAUCCCAAAGUCAGCGAUUGUCGGCUGAAUUAAGUUCAACGAUAGCCCCGGCUGCACUCGGUGACGAAAGUGUCGAUGAAGACAUUCUUCUUCUGGAGGAAGAGAUGCGAAACAAUGUGGAACCACAAGUUCCUGAAACCUCGGGAAAAGAGAAAAUCGUCAUAUCUCAGGAAUGUGAGUUGAUAACACUUAUGACCAGAGUCAAAGGAAGACUGGACCUAACAACUAAUCAGAUAGUAUUCUCUGAAAUCAGUGCCAUACGAGACGACGGACAGCGCCAUGAUUUCAAAUUUCCGAUCAGUCAAUUGAGAGAGCUCCAUUUGAGAAAGUUCAAUCUCCGCAGAAGCGCUCUGGAAAUGUUUCUAAUAGACCAAACUAGUUAUUUUCUUAAUUUUACUACCAAAACUCGAAAUAAGAUUUUUACUAAAAUUCUAAGCUUACAACCACCCAACAUAUUGUACGGUUCUGGACGAUCACCGGCUGAAUUGCUACGAUCGUCAGGUCUUACGCAAAAGUGGGUCAAUAGAGAAAUAUCUAACUUUGAAUAUUUAAUGCAUCUGAACACAAUCGCUGGUCGUUCAUACAAUGACCUUAGUCAGUACCCAGUGUUUCCGUGGAUACUGGCGGACUAUACUAGCGAUAUCCUUGAUCUGAACGACCCGAAAUCGUUCAGGGAUCUUAGCAAACCAAUUGGCGUAGUCAAUCCAAAGAACGAGCUCGAAGUGAAAAAUAAAUUCGAAAGCUUCGAGGAUCCUUCGGGAAUGAUCCCCAAGUUCCAUUACGGUACGCACUAUUCCAACUCUGCGGGAGUUCUACAUUAUCUGAUACGUGUGGAACCCUUCACCUCGUUGCAUAUCGAACUGCAAAGCGGUCGAUUCGAUGUCGCGGAUAGACAAUUUCACUCUAUUCCUCAAACCUGGAAGCUUUUGAUGGACAAUCCAAAUGACGUAAAAGAGCUGAUCCCAGAGUUUUUCUACUUCCCGGAGUUUUUGAAAAAUAUGAACCAAUUUGACCUCGGAGUUCUUCAACAAACAAAAGAGCGAGUUGAUGACGUUGUGCUACCAACAUGGGCUAAAUCAGCGGAGGAUUUCAUAGCCAUCCAUCGGCGUGCACUGGAAUCUGAGUACGUCUCACAGAAUCUACACCAUUGGAUUGAUCUGAUAUUUGGAUGCAAACAAAAGGGACCGAAAGCUGUCGAUGCAUUGAAUGUGUUUUAUUAUUGCUCGUAUGAAGGUGCAGUUGAUCUGGAUAAAAUAACGAACCCAGUAGAAAGAGAAGCUGUGGAAGGGAUGAUUAACAAUUUUGGACAAACUCCGUCACAGCUUUUAAGAGAGCACCACCCGAAACGAUUAUCCCAGGAUGAGCUGACAAUGAAGUUGCUGAAAUUGGAGCUGAAAAAACCCGAUCUUACUUUGAUCCUUGACCGUGUCAAUUGUAUCCACUGUGAGCUUUCCACUGACAAAGAUCCCGUUGUGUAUUUGAGCACACCACGAAGCCCUCCCCGGUCGUUUUUGCAAACUAGUCCGGAUAUGCUCAUUUCGGUCACGAAAAACGGUAUUCUCGGUUGCAACAGUUGGAUGUCGUUUGACAAAGAGAAAGGAUUUCUGCUUGAAAUCGAUGCCACUACCUCCAAUCUGAAAAAUCGCAAGAAGCUAGUCGGUCCAUUCCAUCCUUCGAUAAAUUUGAAUUCCAAUCUAUUUGCUGUAAGUGUCGAUGGCAAAUAUUUGUAUGCCGGUGGCAUUUGGGACAACUCAGUUCGUAUAUUCAAUAUGGCACGAGGAAAGGUGGUUGCUUCGGCGAUUCAUCAUUUUGACGUAGUAACAUGUGUAGCAUUGGACAGCUGUGGUUCAUAUCUGGUGACCGGUUCCAAGGACUGUACCUGCAUUAUAUGGUCAGUCAACAAUGCUAGUACGAGUGGCGCUUCCAGUGCCUCGAAUCUGCAACCCAACACGGCAGCAAUGAAUCAAAAUCUGGCGGGGAACGUGGUUGGAAGUGCGAACGUAAUUCAUCUCACUAACAAUCUAACGCCGAAGCCAGUUCAUACGUUAUACGGGCACGACGGUCCGGUUUCCUGUGUGUCGAUCAUGACAGAGUUGGAUAUUGUUGCCUCAGGGUCACUGGAUGGAACCGUAAACGUAUACACAGUAAAAGAAGGUCAAUUUGUUAGGACAAUAAACCCAGUAGGUUGUACGGGUACUAAUAUAGAGAUAUCUUUCAUCAUCCUAUCCUAUCAAGGUCACAUUGCAUUAUCAGCACUAGACGACACGUCGCACUCGGUCCAUGUAUUCAGUAUUAAUGGUGUAAAUUUAGGUUCCAAGUAUGUUUCCGGUCGAGUUACAGGACUGACCACUGCAACCGAUUAUUUGGUUGUAUCCGACGACGCUGGAGACCUCACGAUGAGCCGUUUAUAUGGUUUGAAACCCAUAUUUGACAUUCCGCUUCAUAUUCCCACCCAAACGAUAGUGGCUACUGGUGGCAAUACCCACCUGCUGGCACCACUCCGCGAUGGAAGUUUGGCUGUGAUUGGCAUCAUGCAACCUAUUGCAUACAAAAAGCACACCGUUUUGAAUGUUUAAUGUUUUUUUUUUAUACGAAGAGAAUAACGGCACCAGUUUGUCGAUUGAAUAUUUAUUUUGUACCCUUUAAUAUUCGCCCUCCUAUGAUAAUUCAAUAUUUCCAGCAAAUCAAACAUAGCCUAGCCAAUACAAAAGGAAUCUGCGUUGUGCAAAUAAACAUGAGGGAUUCGCGAUACCUUUAUAUUUAGGAUGCAAGGAACAAAAUGCGUUGUGAAAUAAGCGCUCGUUUUGCUAAGAAUUAAAUACGCUUUAUAACACAAAUUUAGACGUGAGUAGAAAAGCUUCAUAUAACAAAUGACUACAUUUUCGAUUGGAUAUGUUAAAUUGUUUAACGAAACGUGACAUUAAGCGUCCGGGUGGAAUAGAUAUAAUUUUAGAAGAAAUGUUGUUUCUAAUGCAUGUUGUUAUUUUAUUGACGUAUAAUGUAUAACAAUCAUAGUGCAGAAUAAAUUACUGUUGUAAUCUA
This is a messenger RNA of Ochlerotatus camptorhynchus, 8965 nucleotides long. Its product is annotated as neurobeachin-like protein 1. Gene Ontology annotation, cellular component: cytosol; membrane. Gene Ontology annotation, molecular function: protein kinase binding. Lineage: Eukaryota; Metazoa; Arthropoda; Insecta; Diptera; Culicidae. The record is from RefSeq and is a predicted model, not a curated record. The transcript has 20 exons. Bases 136 to 8499 code for a protein of 2787 amino acids. Gene Ontology annotation, biological process: intracellular protein localization.